This is a messenger RNA of Drosophila subpulchrella, 3151 nucleotides long. RefSeq names its product hormone-sensitive lipase (gene Hsl). Gene Ontology annotation, cellular component: cytosol. The record is from RefSeq and is a predicted model, not a curated record. Bases 224 to 2869 code for a protein of 881 amino acids. Gene Ontology annotation, biological process: triglyceride catabolic process; cholesterol metabolic process. The transcript is spliced from 4 exons. NCBI's taxonomy places the organism in Eukaryota, Metazoa, Arthropoda, Insecta, Diptera, Drosophilidae. Gene Ontology annotation, molecular function: sterol ester esterase activity; triacylglycerol lipase activity.
UUACAUUUUGUUGAAAUCAAUUCAAAGUACAUUUUUCAAAAUUCGAGAAUCCCCCCUUCGUAAAUUAUAGAGUAACGGCAUUUUUUGAACACAGCCACACUGUGACCAGCAGUCGGUUAAAUCGGUCGCGAAGUCUAAUAACAAUUGUAAUGCUAGAACCCGCAAUAGUUGGGCCAAUUAAAAAUGUAUUAAGCUUAAUGUGAAGAGCCCUUAAUAUCGCACAAUGAUUGACGCCGCUUCCGCCGAGCGGGGAAGCCCCAAGUUUAUUGCCCCCUUCAAUGACAAUCUGAAACUGGGCCACCAGAACGACAUCCCACAACCGAUGAACGGGAAGGACACCGAUAGCCACAUACCCGCCGACCUACAGACGGAAUACAGAACUUUGUUCGCCGCCUGCCAGGAUCACGCCGCCUUCUUCGCCAGGGACCACACUGAAUUAGGCCAGCGUCUGCACGCCGCCCACAUUGCCUGGCAGGACUUCAUCGUCCUGGCCAACCGGCUGGUCCUGCAGAUCGAGGCCUUUGCCCACGAGUACGACUUUGACGAGCAGACGCCGGGCAAUGGCUACCGGAGCUUUAUCUACGUGACCAAUGCCUGCAUCACACACGGCGUAGGCAUCUGCCAGCAGCUGAUGGCCACCCGUUCCGCCAUGUUCUUCCGCAAGAAGUUCUACAUGAAGGAGGUGGAGGCCUGCUCCCAGCUGUUGUCCUCGCUGUGCACCUGCAUGCAGUACCUGCUCAUCCUGCGCCAGUGGUCGGCCAGCACGGGGGACCUGUUCGCCUGCGGGAACCACACGGCCGAGCAGCUCUUCGAGCUGGGCGACACCAUUAACCAGUAUUGCUUUUACGGACGCUGCCUGGGCUUUCAGUACGGCGACUCGAUACGCGGCGUUCUCCGCUUCCUGGGCAUCAGCAUGGCCAGCUACUCGGAAUCGUACUACUCCCAGGAGGGCGACGGCGCCAUCGUUAAGACCACCCGCAGCCUGUGGACCAGCGGAAAGUACUUAAUGAAUCCGGAGCUGCGUGCCCGCCGCAUCGUUAACAUCUCGCAAAAUGCCAAGAUUGACUUUUGCAAAUCCUUCUGGUUUCUGGCUGAAUCCGAGAUGAUGCACAAGCUGCCCAGCAUUGUGGGCAGCUCUAUUAAGGUGAACCGGCUGAUCGAGUUGCCAGCGGAACCACUGAAGCUGCCCCGACGUAAGGACUUCAAGCCACUAGAAACCCCCGGCAACGAUGUCAAUCAGAACCAAGGGGAUGACGAUUUUGUAGAGAUCCCCGUGCCCACAGCUCACCUGGGACCUGGUCUACCGGUAUCUGUUCGCCUGCUGAGCGCCAAAAGACGAUCGGGAAUGCUCGGUGAGGGUCGAUAUCGCGGCUGGCAGAAGCCCACACCGCCGAGUCCCUCGAUUCUGUUUCACUGCCAUGGCGGUGGCUUUGUGGCCCAGUCCUCAAAGUCCCACGAACUAUAUUUGCGCGACUGGGCCGUGGCCCUUGACUGUCCCAUUCUCUCCGUGGACUACAGUUUAGCGCCGGAGGCUCCGUUUCCACGCGCCUUGCAGGAGGUUUACUACGCCUACUGCUGGCUUUUGAACAAUACCGAACUCCUGGGCACAACGGCUGAGCGGAUUGUGUGCGCUGGAGACUCGGCUGGGGCGAAUCUGUCCAUUGGAGUGGCCCUCAAAUGCAUCGAGCAGGGAGUUCGAGUGCCGGACGGACUGUUUCUUGCCUAUUGCCCGACUCUCGUUAGCUUCGUGCCCAGUCCUGCCCGCCUCCUCUGCCUGAUGGAUCCGCUGCUACCCUUCGGCUUCAUGAUGCGUUGCCUUCGUGCCUAUGCAGCACCCGCCCAGGAGACGCUCCAGGAGAAUGCUAAGCAUGUGGAGGAUGCUGCCCAGAUACGCAAUGCCCCGAAAUCGAACGUGGGAAGCUUGAACUCCAGCCGUCGCACAUCGAUGGCCAGAAGUCCGCUCACUCUGCUGGAGGCCAACACCGAGCAGGAUGACGAAAGCAGCGACACCUUUGCCAGUGCCUCGGCUUCUUACCACAGCCAGACCGUGGAGAGAACCGAGCUUCCCAACAGCGAGGGCGACAACAGCUCAUGUGUCUCCUUCGAAGACGACUCGCAGCCCAUUGUUCACUACCCGAUUGAAAUAUCAGCCGACCCACCUAAGGACACAGCAUCUGCAGCGUAUAUUGACAACUUCCUGGACAAGUAUCUCAUUGACACCGCCACAAUAGAGGUUACCGAAGAGACAGCGGCCGAGGCGACGCAAGUGCAGGCGAAUGGGCAUGCGAAGAUCAGCCCAGACGAUGAUAUUCUGGUAGAGACUGGUCGAGACCUGGUUGCAAUAGAUACGCUGCAGGGUCGGCUGCAGGAAGCCGUCAACAACAUAACUAAUACAUUAAACCGCUGCACGCAAUCCUAUGCGAUUCAUGGGAGCAAUGUGAUGGGUCAACAGGAUGUGCGCAACAUGGACGCGCUGAUAGCUCGAAGUCCCAGCGAGGAGUUUGCAUUCGAUGUGCCUAGGGAUCCAUUUUUGUCGCCCUACUGGGCCAGCGAUGAAUGGCUUUCCCAACUGCCAGAGACCAAAAUACUUACUCUAAAUAUGGAUCCCUGCCUGGAUGACUGUGUAAUGUUUGCCAAGAAACUAAAGCGCCUUGGUCGCCAAAUUGACUUGGAAAUCCUGGAGGGGCUUCCGCACGGAUUCCUUAAUUUCACCAUGUUAUCCAACGAAGCCAUGGAGGGAUCCAAAAAAUGCAUUAGAUCUCUACAGACGUUGCUUCAAGUAAAUCCGAAGCUCAAGACAAAUGACAAAGAGAGCUCGCUGGACGACGAGGAGUCCUCCAGUCCCAGUGCAAGCUUGGCAGCUUCAUAGGAUGAGUUUCAAUCGGUCUAUAUGCCUAUAGGACUGGAGAACCAAACACCCGACGAAGAAAAAUAAAAAACCGAUGGUAAAUUGUGAGUGACAACGCGGUCUCAGCAUCACUGUAAAAUAUUGUCACCUGCAUUUAUCCCCCUUGGAGUUCUCCUUUCGCAUAGGCGUGUAAAUCGCAAAUUGUUAUGCGCAGGAACAAAUUGAAUUGUUCAUUGUUAAACGCACUCUUCUUGCUUUUUUAUGUAAUCUCAAAUGUUUUUGAUACACUUUUAUAUGACACAG